Molecule: messenger RNA, 956 nt
Organism: Leptopilina heterotoma
Lineage: Eukaryota; Metazoa; Arthropoda; Insecta; Hymenoptera; Figitidae
Product: NADH-quinone oxidoreductase subunit B 2-like
Exons: 3
Coding region: 99-761 (220 amino acids)
Biological process (GO): mitochondrial respiratory chain complex I assembly; aerobic respiration; electron transport coupled proton transport
Molecular function (GO): NADH dehydrogenase (ubiquinone) activity; quinone binding; 4 iron, 4 sulfur cluster binding
Source: RefSeq, a predicted model, not a curated record
CUUUCCCAACUCUGGUCAUCUGAUCCAUGAUUUGACUAUCUAUGUCAGAUUUUUAUUCUCUAUGACGUUUUUAGAACGUGAAAGAACAGUGAGUGAAGAUGUUACGUUCCAUAGUUUCUAAUCCCAACUUUCAGCAAGGAUUAACUUCUUGUCUUUGGAAUUCCCCGGCAAUAUGUCAUCUCCCAAUUACUGGACAAGUGAAAAAUUUAACAACAACCGAGACAAAUGAGAAGGAAUCUCUACCGCAAAAAGUGGAAAAACAACCGUACAGUCCAUUUCAAAAUUCACAGAGUAAAGCCGAAUAUGCUCUGGCCCGAGUGGACGAUCUGCUGAAUUGGGGUCGAAAGAAUUCCAUAUGGCCCUUGACUUUCGGUUUGGCUUGUUGCGCUGUGGAGAUGAUGCACAUUGCAGCCCCAAGGUACGACAUGGACAGGUACGGAGUUGUAUUCAGAGCGUCACCCAGACAAGCUGAUUUGAUUAUCGUCGCGGGAACUUUAACUAAUAAAAUGGCACCAGCGUUGAGGAGAAUUUACGACCAAAUGCCUGAUCCUAAGUGGGUUCUUUCUAUGGGAAGCUGCGCGAAUGGCGGAGGUUAUUAUCACUACAGUUAUUCUGUUGUUCGAGGAUGCGACAGAAUUAUACCUGUGGACAUUUACGUACCAGGCUGUCCCCCAACGGCAGAAGCUCUGAUGUACGGAAUUUUGCAGUUGCAAAAGAAAAUAAAACGAAUGCAAUCAACGCAAGUUUGGUAUAGGAAAUAAACUGUGUGCUAGGUACGUAAAUAUGUAGAAAACGUGUAAAUUAAAAGAAAAAAUGAAUUAUAAGUUAUUAUUGAUUAGAUUUGCCAGUGCAUUCGAUGCAACACAAGCGAUGUUUAUUAAAGAAAUUGUGAUUUACAAUAAUAUGAUGGCAUGUUAAGAUUCUAUAUAAUAAAAAUUAAUUAAGUUUGUUUUCCA